Cuscuta campestris is the source of this 1752-nucleotide messenger RNA. The record is from the annotation of a GenBank genome assembly. Lineage: Eukaryota; Viridiplantae; Streptophyta; Magnoliopsida; Solanales; Convolvulaceae.
UCCUGAGCUUGAAAUCCUCUUUACGGCUUCGGUCUUGAAAUCUGCGUAGUGAAGGAUGGCAACGACACCGAGCUUGAAAUCCGCCCAAUUUACUCACUGCCCCCAAUUCCAAUGGAGAGAUCUAUAGUUUCCGGCUGGAGCUCUAGAGCUGGCAAUCGGCUUUGAGGGGAGUUCAUUGGAAACCCAAAUCUCCCUGUCGUGCGGUAAAAGAGAGCAAGCGGGAUUCGGGAAGAAAACCCGAUGGAACUUGUCUCCAGCUGAUACCAGGACACCGCUUUCCCAGGCCUCUUCCUCCUUGUGGAUUCGUAGGGAAAUGAUAUCCAGCUCAAGCCACAAGUGGUGUUAACAGCACAUGGAGGUUCAAUAAAUGCCAAAGGAAACUUGAAUCUGGAAAGGCUUGAAGUGACAAAAUGAGAGUGGAAAAAAUAAUUGUAUGUGGUAAGGCUCUUUUAGGGCAUAAAUGGCCUAGCUCCAGCAUUUUGGUUCCUCCCCUGUAUAGGGCACUUAGUACAUUGGGUUACCGAAUAUUAAAGUCUCCUCCUCUGGUUUCUCUUGAUCAUCCUGAUGUCUGGUCUAUGUCUCAUGGUUUUGGUCAUCCUGACAAUGCAUCACUUGCCCAAAAAUGUACUGCUAGCACUACUGCUAGAAUAAUUGAUGGCAAGUCUGUGGCUGUGGAAAUUAGAAUAGAAAUAGCCAAUGAAGUAAGACGAAUGAAAGAAUCCACUGGGAAGAUUCCUAGCUUGGCUGUGAUACUGGUGGGACAAAGAAGAGAUUCACUUACAUAUGUGCGCAACAAAAUUAUGGCUUGCGAAGAGGUUGGAUUCAAAUUUGCAUUGAACCAUCUGCCUGAAAACUGUAGAGAAGAGGAAAUCUGCGAUAAAUUGUCGAGUUUUAAUGAAGAUCCAUCAGUGCAUGGUAUUCUCGUACAACUUCCUCUUCCACAGCAUUUGGACAAGGAAAAGAUACUGAAUAUGGUAAGCAUAGAAAAAGAUGUGGACGGAUUCCAUCCACUGAGCAUGGGAAACUUGGCCAUACAUGGUAAAGAACCGCUGUUCAUCCCAUGUACUCCUAAAGGAUGCAUUGAGCUGCUGCUUAGGUCUGAUGUUGAAAUCACGGGGAAGAAGGCUGUAGUGAUUGGAAGGAGCAAUAUUGUUGGAUUGCCCAUGUUUUUGCUGUUGCAGAGGCACCAUGCAACAGUUACCAGUGUGCAUGCAUUUUCAAAGGACCCAGAAGUUGUUGCCCGGGAAGCUGACAUUUUGAUUGCUGCAGCAGGGGUGCCUAAUUUAGUUCGGGGCAGCUGGAUAAAGCCCGGUGCUGUUGUUGUCGAUGUUGGCACUACUCCAAUAGAGGAUGAAGAGAAUGAGAAUGGUUACAGGCUGGUUGGUGAUGUUUGCUUUGAAGAGGCAGUGAGAGUAGCUUCUGCAAUAACCCCUGUACCGGGAGGGGUCGGUCCCAUGACAGUUGCAAUGCUGCUCCUCAACACACUUGAAGCAGCAAAACGCGUGUAUCGCUUCUUUUAACCCGAGACUACCCCCCGUGUUCGAAUGUAAAAGGAUCUCAGAACUCGGUCAUGAACAUAAUCUCUGUAUCACUAUUCUCCUACAUUUCCUAAUAAUCCUCUUUUUCAUACAUCCUUUCCUACACAAUGCGUAAUCAUAUCUAUUGCGAAGCAUUCAUUUUCCUCUAAUGUUUUCCUCCCAUUUGCAAAACUCUGUCUGUUUCUUGUCAAGGAAAUCAAAGCUCACCUCCACC